Molecule: messenger RNA, 4637 nt
Organism: Armigeres subalbatus
Lineage: Eukaryota; Metazoa; Arthropoda; Insecta; Diptera; Culicidae
Product: aldehyde oxidase 3-like
Exons: 8
Coding region: 563-4366 (1267 amino acids)
Molecular function (GO): 2 iron, 2 sulfur cluster binding; FAD binding; iron ion binding
Source: RefSeq, a predicted model, not a curated record
CCCUUUAUAAUUUGGAUUUUGUAAACACCGGCACAACCAUUUCGUGAGCAAGCCCAAUCACCCGCAUCCAUAAAUUGGACUUGGGUAGCUAGUUGCCACAGCACAGCAGGAGAAGGAAGAAGAGACCUAGCGAGCAAGUCCGACUACCCAACCACACUCCACGCUCCCAUGACAAUAAUCCAUAUUGAUCAACUCAGUUAAUUUCAGUUAACUUGCCGACAUUUGAAGAUCUUCAACUUUAUUUUGGUUCAAUAUUUUUCUAUUUUGGCAAGCCUUUGAAAAAAGUACAACUCGUAGCGAAAAAAUCAUCAAGUAAGAAAAGCCGCAACGAAUUCAGCCAAUGUGAUUUAAUUACUCGGUGUAGGAUUGCAUAUGUAGUAGUUAAUAGUAUACUGAUCAUAUCAAAACGGUUUGGCCUGCGCUGUAGAGUGUGCAUUGUACGUCAUUAUUCUCCUGAGUUCAAAAUAACUGUGUGAGAGAAAAAUCUGCUCACUUAACAGCUCCAGUAGCUAGUAACGUACUCUCUAAUGCAGGGGGCAAUUAGUCCCAUUACAUCGUAAGAAUGUCAAUUACGUUUAGAUUGAACGGAAAUAUUUUCAACGUGAACCCAUCGACCGUUCCCAUCGACACAUCAUUGAAUACUUUCAUUCGCAACCAUGCUCACCUUAGCGGGACCAAGUUUAUGUGCUUAGAAGGGGGCUGUGGUGCAUGCUUGGUCAAUGUAUCAGGGCCACAUCCAGUCAGUGGAGAAAUAGUUUCCCAUGCUGUGAAUUCGUGUCUGUUUCCAGUAUUCUCUUGCCAUGGAUUGGAUGUUGUUACGAUCGAGGGUAUCGGCAGUGAUCGAGUGGGCUAUCACAGAGCGCAAAAAGUGCUCGCCCAUUUCAAUGGCACCCAGUGUGGAUAUUGCUCACCGGGGAUGGUCAUGAACAUGUACAGUUUGCUGGAGUCUAAAAAAGGGCUCGUUUCGAUGGCCGAGGUCGAGAAUUCGUUUGGAGGUAAUAUUUGUCGGUGCACCGGAUAUCGACCUAUUUUGGAUGCAUUUAAAUCUUUGGCUUACGAUGCUGAACCAAAGUUGGCGAAAGCUUGUGCGGAUAUCGAGGACCUCAAUCAGAUCUGCUCAAAAAUGAGUGAUGCCUGCCUGGGAACCUGCCCUGCCUCAAAUAUAGUUAGUGAAAAAAAAUCCAUUCACAUGAUCUUCCCAGAUAAUAGGGAGUGGCACAAGGUAUACAACACAACUGAAAUAUUCAGUAUUUUUGAAAACAUCGGCACAAAACCGUAUAUGUUAAUUUCGGGAAAUACUGCACAUGGAGUCUAUCGCAAAAGCGAAAAACUUCAAAUCUUCAUAGAUAUUAACUCUGUUGAAGAACUUCGAUCGCAUUCUCUGGGAAAACAAUUGAUUGUUGGAGCCAACGUAACAUUAGCUGAGUUCAUAAUCAUACUAUCUGAGACAGCUAAAAAAUCCAGUGGCUUUGAUUACUGCUCCGAGCUUGCCAAGCACAUUGAUCUAAUAGCUAAUGUUCCGGUUCGCAAUACUGGUACGAUCGCCGGAAAUCUGAGUAUCAAAAAUCAACACGAGGAAUUCCCCUCUGAUUUGUAUCUGAUUCUUGAAACUAUUGGUGCAACGUUAACAAUUAUGCAUUCUGACAAAAACAUAAGUGUUAUGAAACCGCAGGAAUUCAUUCGCCUAAAUAUGAACAAGAAACUGAUUGUGAACGUAAACAUGCCACGGCUGGAGUCGGCCAAAACGUUCAAGUCUUUCAAAAUUAUGCCACGAGCCCAAAAUGCUCACGCCUAUGUCAAUGCAGCUUUUCUAGUGAGGCUUAAAAAAGACCCUGCAUUGAUGGUCGAAGAAGCUACAAUUUGUUAUGGAGGAAUAAAUCCAACCUUCACACACGCAACUGCUAUGGAACGUUACCUGAUUGGAAAAAAUAUCUUCGAUAAUACUAUCUUGCACAAUGCGCUUACAAUUCUAUCAAACGAGCUUGAACCAAAUUGGGUUUUGCCAGAUGCUUCUCCUGAGUAUCGUAAAAACUUGGCACUUUCACUCUUCUACAAAUUUGUCCUAAUAACAGCAUCAGAGAACUCCAUCUCAAUUAAACGAGAAUUGAUAUCAGGAGCGCGCCAUUUGGAACGUCCACUGUCAAGAGGAUCUCAACAUUUCGAUACUAUUCCACAAAAUUGGCCUCUGACUCAAAAUAUUCCGAAAAUUGAAGGACUCGCGCAAACCUCAGGAAAAUCCCAAUUCAUCAACGAUAUCCCAGCGAUGCCUCUUGAACUGUUCGCUUGCUUUGUACUGGCAACGAAAGCCAAUGUUAAAAUUUUAAAAAUUGAUGCAACCGAGGCAUUGAACAUCCCAGGAGUAGUGGCGUUUUACUCCGCUAAGGAUAUUCCCGGUAAAAAUGAAGUAAUGCCGUUCAAGGAUGUCUGUCCAGAGGAAGAGGAAAUUUUCUGCAGCGAUGAAGUGUUAUACCACGGACAGCCAAUUGGAGUAAUUGUGGCCGAGUCAUUCGAUCUUGCCAACAAAGCUAGCAAACGAGUAUCAAUAUAUUAUGACAUGAAUGAUAAAACGGUCUAUCCCACCGUUCGCAAAAUUAUCGAUCACAACCAAACGGAGCGUAUUAUCAGAACUGAUCAUGGAUUUGAAGGUCGUAAUUAUGCUCAAUCUCCUGAAGGCCCAUUGAAAGUAUCCGGCGAAAUGAAUCUGGGAGUACAAUAUCAUUAUUAUAUGGAAACUCAAACUUGUAUUUGCGUACCGAUAGAAAACGAGAUGGAUGUUUACCCUUCCACUCAAUGGGUAGAUCUUAUCCAGGUAGCAAUAGCGCAAAUGUUAAAUGUUCCAGAAAAUCGUCUCAAUAUCCAUGUCCGUCGCUUAGGUGGCUCUUACGGAGGUAAAGCCAGUCGAUCUGCUUUCGUGGCUUGUGCAUGUGCCUUAGCAGCUCAUCUGUCGAAGCGACCGGUUAGAAUGAUUUUGACCAUGGAAGAUAACAUUGCAGCUAUAGGAAAACGCUAUGGGUGCCAUUCUAAAUAUGAGGUCAGCUUCACAAAUAAUGGCAAAAUUCAGAAGCUAUUCAAUGAGUUCAUCCAUGAUUCAGGAUCUUCAUACAACGAAACUCCAUUCUACAUCAACGGUUACUAUCCUAAUUGUUAUGCUGAAGACACUUUCAAAAUAGAGGCAUUGAAUGCACGGACGGACACUGCAAGCAAUACUUGGUUACGUGCACCGGGGUCUGUGGAAGCAAUUGCAAUGAUCGAAAAUAUCAUCGAGCACAUUGCUCACUCAACAGAAAUGGAUCCUCUGGAUGUUCGAAUGAUCAAUAUGGACACAGGGUCUAAAAUGAUUGAUCUUCUCCCGCAAUUCCGAUCGGAUGUUAAAUACGAUGAUCGGAAAGUAGUAAUUGAUCGUUUCAAUCUUGAGAAUCGCUGGCGUAAGCGAGGAAUUUCUAUCGUUCCCAUGAAAUAUCGAAUGACCUAUCUGGGAGCACUGCAUGCCAUAGUUUCUAUCUACCACGGAGAUGGAACUGUUUCCAUUGCUCACGGAGGAAUCGAGAUGGGUCAGGGGUUGAACACGAAAGCCGUCCAAAUAGCAGCCCACAUUCUUGGGAUACCAAUGCAGAUGAUCAGUAUCAAACCAACGAAUAAUUUGGUUUCUCCUAAUGCGGUUUGUACUCAGGCUAGUUAUACUAGCGAAGCAGUGGGAUAUGCCAUCAAAAAAGCAUGUGAAGUACUUCUAGAUCGAAUCCAUCCUAUUCGGGAAAGGAUCGGAAAUUCGUCUUGGACUUCCAUAAUUGAGCAAGCCUAUCGCGAAAAUAUUGACCUCAGUGCUACAUACAUGUACAAAGAAUCAGAGCUCGAACCUUAUAUAGUUUGGGGGCUUAGCUGUGCCGAAAUAGAAAUAGACGUUCUAACGGGAAACCUUCAGAUCAUUCGAGUAGAUAUUCUUGAGGACACCGGAGAAAGUCUAAGUCCCGGAAUAGACGUAGGUCAAAUCGAAGGUGCCUUUGUCAUGGGACUAGGCUACUUUUUGACGGAAAAGAUGAUGCAUGAUCCACACAGCGGAGAAGUGUUAACAAACCGUUCAUGGAACUACAAGCCCCCUGGAGCAAAGGACAUUCCAAUCGAUUUCAGGAUCAGCUUGCUACAGAACAGUCCAAACCAAGCAGGUGUGCUGCGAUCGAAAACCACGGGAGAACCUGCUUCUGUAAUGAGUGUCGUCGUUCUGUUUGCCAUCCGCCAUGCACUGCUGUCGGCUAGAAAGGAUGCUGGAAUCAGCACAGAUCAGCUGUGGGUAUCACUGGGAGCACCAACAACGCCUGAAGAAAUAUAUCAACUGACGGGAAAUUCUAUUAAUCAGUACAAAUUAAAUUGAACGUACUUAUGCUUUUGAAAGAGUGAAGACUAAUAGCUAAUUGGAAGAAAAAUAUUGCAACUUCUUUUCAAAUACGUUAAUUUUUGUUUCUUUAAAAUAUAUGAUUUUUUAUUUUAACGGCAAUGUAGGUAUGCUAUGAUGACAACUUCAUGUUGUGGAACUUUCCACCAAAACAUACAUUGCGUCAUAAUCGGCCAGUCAUUGAUUUUAUUUUGUCAGGUGACUCUUUCGACAAGUUGAUUUUUUGGGACUUCCUGUUCAAUAAUUUGAC